Mytilus californianus (California mussel) is the source of this 2189-nucleotide messenger RNA. Its product is annotated as reticulophagy regulator 3-like. Lineage: Eukaryota; Metazoa; Mollusca; Bivalvia; Mytilida; Mytilidae. The coding region runs from base 61 to 1476 and encodes 471 amino acids. The record is from RefSeq and is a predicted model, not a curated record. The transcript is spliced from 8 exons. Gene Ontology annotation, biological process: reticulophagy.
AAAUGGUACCUGUUUGUUGACAAACAUAAGCAGCAUAUUUACGGGGUCAAAGCAAGCAAAAUGGAUAAUCCUAUAACAUCCAAUGGGGAUAGUUUCGAUAGACACAGUGAACAGAUAUUGAAAAACAUUCUUAGUCCAAUUGAACCUUUCGUAAUGCAAAUCCAAAGCCUGCUUGUAUGGGAGAGUCCAAGAAGAAGUUCAGUGUUAUUUAUUAUUAUUCAUACAAUAUUUUGGUUUUUUACAGUAUUUGGUGGUAGAAUCUAUUUUCUUAUCAGUACAGGUUUGAUAGUAUCAUAUUUUAUACGGACUUGGAAGAGAAGGAUAUGGCCAGAGAUUAGAGUUCCACCAAAAGAGCCAGAGGAUCCAGACAGCUGGACACCUGUUCAUCCUCGUUUACUGAGUGUGCCAGAAAUAUGUAAAUAUCUUGCUCAAAUAUGGUGCUCUUUUGCUAAAGUUGUAAAGAGUUGUCUGUCUUUUAGAAGAAAUUACAGAUUUUUGUUUUGUGUUGUAAGCUGUUUUGUCUUCAUAUCACUGGCUAUAUUGGGCCAUUAUAUACCAGGAUUAAUGUUGUCUUAUGUAACUGUGAUUAGUUUAAUGUUGUGGCCAUGUGUUUUAUAUCAUAACCUUCUACAAAGAUUCUACCUCAAGUUUGAACCAUUGUUCAUGAAACUAGACUACUCGCUUAAACUGAAGUCUAAGUGGUCAUUUAAAGGAAAGAAAUCUCGAACGGGUGAUGCAAGUCUUAAUUCUUUUGAUGAAGACAAUGGAAAUACAGACACAGAUUCUGAUGAUUUUUGUCCAUCACUGGACCCUGAAGCUACAGCUGCCCUUGCUAGAGCCAUUACUGACAGUGAAGAUGAGAGUAAUGGUACCCCAUCCAUUAACACACCCAUGUUGUCUAAAGAACAUUCAUUUAGUGAUGAUCAUGAUGAGGAUUUUACACCAGAUCUUGACAAUCUACCUUCAAUUGGUUAUUUAGAUGACACAGACGAUGAAAUUUUAGAUCCACCACUUCCAAAAUAUAAAAAUUCAGACAAUAACUCAAAUGGACAAGAAACAAUGAAGUUUUAUCCAUCACAUUUUGGGGACAGUUCUGAAGAUGAAGAUGAAACUUUAACCAGAGAUCUGAAGUUUCCUGACAUUCAUGAAGUACAAUCACCUGAACCUAGUCAACCUGUUGCUACGCAACAGGAUGCAGGUAUGGCUUUACUUGCUUCAACCAUUGUGUCACAAACAUUCUCCUCCAUGAUGCAGUCAGCAAUGUCAGGUUUUAACAAAAUGGCAGCAACAUCUUCAAAUGGCAGCAAAUCAAGUAAAGUGACAUAUGUGAAAGACGAAUCAGACAUAGAUAUACUAUCAGGAGACAGAAGUGACUCAUCACCAAGGCGUCAGUCAUCUGACAGUGAUGUUGACAUUGCAGAUGAAUUUGAAUUUCUUGAGCAGUAUGAUGUAGAUGAUACAGAUAAGACUAAAUAACUGAGCAUGGAGUUUUGUAUUGUUGAUCGUUCAUCUUCAAUGCUUUUAGUUUUAUUUAACAAACAGUAUUUUAAAAAAUACUGUUGCAAGCGAAAUUUGUGAUUUUUUGUAUUAUCUGACAUUUUUAUACGGUCGUAAAUUGGUAUGACAAUCGGCGUCAUCAUCGUUGUCCGAAGACACAUUGGUUUUCGCACAAUAACUUUAGUUUAAGUGAAUGGAUCUCUAUGAAAUUUUACCAUAAUGUUCAAUACCACAAAAGGAAGGUUGGGAUUGAUUUUUGGGGUUAUGGUACCAAUAGUUAUGGAAUUAGGGGCCAAAAAUAAGCAUUUUUGUACCUUCCAGACAAUAACUUGUAUUUAAGUGUAUGGAUCUCUCUGAAAUUAUACCACAAGUUUCCAUACCACAAAGGGAUGGUAAGGAUUGGCUUUGGGGGGUUAUGGCUCAAACCAUUUAAGAAUUAGGGGCAAAAAAGGGGAAGAAACAAGGGUUUCCUGGUUAAUGGACAAUUUAAAAGCAGUGUAAGGGAGGUAAUCCAAAAACAAAAUUGUACAAUGUUGUACAAUGUUGGAUUACCUCCCUUACACUGCUUUUAAAUUAUCUAUUUAAGACUUUUAUGAUGUAUUAAAAUUGGUAAUUAUGGUUCCAAUACCAUUGGAAAUUUGAAUCGAGAUUAUGACCAUAUAUUGAGGGAAAGAAUUUUUUUUUGGAAAAGG